This is a messenger RNA of Beauveria bassiana ARSEF 2860, 1404 nucleotides long. Its product is annotated as histone acetyltransferase. The coding region runs from base 1 to 1404 and encodes 467 amino acids. Gene Ontology annotation, cellular component: histone acetyltransferase complex. NCBI's taxonomy places the organism in Eukaryota, Fungi, Ascomycota, Sordariomycetes, Hypocreales, Cordycipitaceae. Gene Ontology annotation, biological process: chromatin remodeling; positive regulation of transcription by RNA polymerase II. The record is from RefSeq and is a predicted model, not a curated record. Gene Ontology annotation, molecular function: histone H3 acetyltransferase activity; protein binding. The transcript is spliced from 3 exons.
AUGUCAGAGAUCAAGGAAGAGAUAGUGAAGCGCAAAGCUGAGGAGGAUUUACCCUCCCCUGCAGCCCCGAAGCGCGCCAAGCACAGCGACUCCGAAGAGCCCCAAGACGACGAUCAAUUAGAUGCAUCCAUAAGCGCACCAGCUGGCGACGACGCUGGGGCCGACGAUGGAGUUGAAGACGGUGUGGAUGACAAGGACGAUAAAGACGAUGAUGGAGAUGGAGACAAUGACGAUGAAGACAAGGACGAGGAGAAGGAUGAAGACCCAAAUAUCAAGUCAGAGGACGGCGUCGACUCAAAGACGGAAGACUCGUCAGCUCCUGCGCUGAAACGCAUUCCGUUCCCCGACAAGCCAGGCGUUAUUGAAGAGCGAAACGGCGAAAUAGAAUUUCGAGUAGUCAACAACGACGGAGGGCGCGAAUCACUGAUCGUUCUGACCGGUCUCAAGUGUUUGUUCCAGAAGCAGUUGCCUAAGAUGCCCAAGGACUACAUUGCGCGACUAGUCUACGAUCGAACUCACUUGUCGAUAGCAAUCGUCAAGAAGCCACUCGAGGUAGUAGGCGGUGUCACAUUCCGUCCGUUCAAGGGCCGUCGAUUUGCGGAAAUCGUCUUCUUCGCCAUCAGCACAGAUCAGCAGGUCAAGGGUUAUGGUGCGCAUCUCAUGUGUCACUUGAAGGACUACGUCAAAGCCACCAGCGAUGUGAUGUACUUUCUAACGUACGCCGACAACUACGCCAUUGGCUACUUUAAAAAGCAAGGCUUUACAAAGGAGAUUACGCUCGACCGGAGCGUCUGGAUGGGCUACAUCAAAGACUACGAAGGCGGCACCAUUAUGCAGUGCUCAAUGCUCCCGCGCAUCCGGUAUUUGGAAGUCGGACGCCUGCUGCUCAAGCAAAAGGAGUGCGUCCAGGCCAAGAUUCGAGCCUACUCCAAGUCGCACAACGUGCACCCCCCACCCAAGGAGUGGCGGCACGGCAUCAAGGAGAUCAACCCGCUCGACAUUCCCGCCAUCCGCGCCUCGGGCUGGUCACCGGAUAUGGACGAGCUCGCGCGCCAGCCGCGGCACGGCCCCAACUACAACCAGCUGCUGCACCUGCUCAACGACCUGCAGAACCACAACUCGGCGUGGCCCUUUUUGGUGCCCGUCAACCGCGACGACGUGGCCGACUACUACGACGUGAUCAAGGAGCCCAUGGACUUUAGCACCAUGGAAAGCAAGCUCGAGGCGGACCAGUACCCGACGCCCGAAGAGUUUAUCAAAGACGCGACGCUCGUAUUUGGCAACUGCCGAAAGUACAACAAUGAGAGCACGCCGUACGCCAAGUCGGCCACCAAGCUGGAAAAGUUCAUGUGGCAGCAGCUCAAGGCCGUGCCUGAGUGGUCGCAUCUGGAGCCGGAAAAGUAA